Cotesia glomerata is the source of this 7437-nucleotide messenger RNA. RefSeq lists its product as uncharacterized. The coding region runs from base 255 to 6245 and encodes 1996 amino acids. The record is from RefSeq and is a predicted model, not a curated record. Gene Ontology annotation, cellular component: plasma membrane; cytoskeleton. NCBI's taxonomy places the organism in Eukaryota, Metazoa, Arthropoda, Insecta, Hymenoptera, Braconidae. The transcript has 15 exons. Gene Ontology annotation, molecular function: actin binding; structural molecule activity.
AGUAGGAUUCGGAGCCAUUCGGAGUAUCGAAGCAUCGGGCGGGGUUUUGUUCGCGCGAUGCGAUUGCGUCAUAAGAGAAAUCCACUCGUUUCACGAUUUUUUUCAUUCCGAGUUCUAUUCACUGUAUUCACCGUUGUGUUGUAUUGUUGACAAAAAUAUGUACAUGAACCAUUUAAGUGUAUGCAUUUAAACCGCCAUUUUGACUAGGUGUAAAAAUAUAUUAUAUUAUUAUUAUAUUACAACAAAUAUUAAAAAUGCCAGAGGAACAAAAAUCAACGAGUACCACUACUGGUAAUGUUACGGCAGCUGAAAAUGGAACAGGAGUUACUCAUUCACCGAGUAAAAGUCCAAUGAUAAGAGGUAAAAUGGCACUUGCUAAAAUUACACUCCUUGAUGGUACUACUAAAGAUUUUUCAAUAGAGAGAAAAGCAAAAGGACAUGAGCUUCUUGACAAAAUAUGUGCAAGUAUUAAUUUGAUUGAAAAGGAUUAUUUUGGUCUUAUUUAUGAAGACAAAUAUGAUCCAAGAAAUUGGCUUGACUUGGAAAGAAGAAUUACUAAAUUCAUAAAAAGUGAACCUUGGAAAUUCAAUUUUGAGGUGAAAUUUUAUCCACCAGACCCUGCUCAAUUGCAGGAAGAUAUUACUCGGUACCAAUUGUGUCUUCAAAUUAGAAAUGAUAUAAUAACAGGACGAUUAGCAUGUUCAUUUGUCACUCACGCUUUAUUAGGGUCUUAUUUAGUACAAUCAGAAGUGGGCGAUUAUGAUCCUCAAGAGCAUGGCAGAGAUUAUUUAAAAGAUUUUAAAUUUGCACCUAAUCAAACAUCUGAACUUGUUGAGAAAGUAAUGGACCUUCACAAAACACACAAGGGUCAAACACCUGCUGAAGCAGAAUUACAUUACUUAGAGAAUGCAAAAAAACUAGCAAUGUAUGGUGUUGAUCUACAUCCAGCAAAAGAUUCAGAAGGAGUAGAUAUAAUGCUCGGUGUUUGUUCUUCGGGACUUUUAGUUCACCGUGAUAGACUGAGAAUUAAUCGAUUUGCAUGGCCUAAAAUAUUAAAAAUUUCAUAUAAAAGGCAUAAUUUUUAUAUUAAAAUUCGGCCAGGAGAAUUUGAACAAUAUGAAUCAACGAUUGGUUUUAAAUUAGCAAAUCAUCGAGCUGCCAAAAAAUUAUGGAAAGUUUGCGUGGAACAUCAUACUUUCUUCAGACUGAUGAGUCCUGAGCCGGUGAAGAAGGUUGGAUUGUUACCACACUUAGGAUCACGAUUUCGUUAUUCUGGACGUACACAUUACGAAACUAAAAAAAUUCCUAUUGAAAGACAACCUCCACAAUUUGAAAGAUCACUGAGCGGUCGUCGUUUAACGUCUCGCAGUAUGGACGCUUUAGGUGGGUCACAAACUGUUGAAACUUAUGGCUCAGAACCAAGUAAACGUCAUACAAUGAGUUAUGAACCUGAAAUGAUACCAGAUAUGGAACACAUCGAUCAAAGGCCUAGUCCAAUAAAAAAACAAAAAGAUAAGCUUACUCGAAAAACAAGUAUUGGAACAACAUCGGCUAGCAGUGCCAGUAGCCUGGAAGGAGAAUAUGACGCGGAACGCGCCGAAAAGAAACCGGUCGGAGGUAUUGCGGUAUUACCGCCUGCCGGUGGUGAACUUACCAGUAAGAAGAAAAAGGAUAAACAGAAUGAAAAUGAAAAAGAAAAUUACAAUGAUCUUAAUAAAUCAGAAUUGAUAAAUGAUAGCACGUCUGGCGAUAAUAAAAAAUUAAAGGAGAAAGCAAGUCCAGAAAAGCGUGACAAAAAGGAGAAAAUAAAGAUUCCUGUCGGUGGAUUUCUCUUUGGUAAACGAGAUAAAGAUUCAAAUAAAACACAAAAACAAACUAAAAAUAAUAAAGAAGUUGAUGAAUCUAUUGGUGAUGCUGAUUCAAAUAUUUCUGUAUCAUCAAGACAACCACAACCUAUUGAACCAAUAAAAGAAGUAACAUCUGGAAAAAAAUCACCAGCUUAUACAAAGACUUAUGAUUAUGAAGAAACGCCAUCGUCACCAAGUAAAAAAAAAUCAUACGUACCUCAUGGUUUUUCAUAUGAAGAUAGAGCAGCUUCACCAGAAAGUAAUAAUCAACAAUUACUUCCUGGAGAAAGUAAAAAAGCUACUGGAUUAGCGUUUAAUUAUGCUCCGGGUGAGGAUAAAAAAGUUGUUGAGUCAGCGGCUGAAAAACGUAAAACCAAAGAUAUUUCACCGAAUAAAAUAACAUCAACACCACCACCACCACCACCACCACCACUACUUCAACAAACUCAACAACCUCAACAACCGACUACAGGUUUGAGAACUCCAGGGAUUAAUUAUGUUGAAUCUGCAGGAUUAAAAGAACAACAACAACAAAAACAAGAAUCAAUACCAAGUUUAAAUGAUAAAACUGGAUCAGCAGCACUUAUUGCUAAAGAACAAUAUGGUAAUUUAACAUCAUCUGUUAAUCCCGAUAUAAUUAUACCCAAAAAUGUAGAUUCACAAAAAGAAUAUUUAAUAUUACCAUUACCAGAAGGUACUAAUUUUAUUGGAGGUAUGAUUUACGUAAAAGAUAAACUUUAUGAUCAAAAUUCAUUGGGGCCUGAAUUUAAUAAAAUAUUACAAGGUAAAUUAUAUGGAAAAGAUGAUAAAUUAAUAAAAAAAAGUGAUUUUGGUCCACAAGGUUCAUACAUUGUUAACGGUAUUAUUACUGGUAAAGAUGGAAAACCAUUAAAUCAAAAAAUUCCUAGUGCAGAUAGUAGUAAUAAUAACUAUUAUUUAAAUAAUGGAAUUAUUUAUUGUGAAAGUGGUAUUAAAAAUAAUGGUGAACCACAACCACUUAAUAAUUAUUAUUUAGGUCCUAAAAAUUGUUUAAUUAAAGAAGGUAAAGUUAUUGGUAAAAAUGGUAAAACAGUAACGAUAGAUAAUAUAGGAGGAUCAAAUGGUGGAUCAAUAAAAGAUGGUUUAAUAUUUAGUGAUGAUGGUAAACCACUUACUCGUGGUUCUUACGGAACAGAUGGUAAUUAUAUUGUUGGUGGAAUAGUAUGUUCACCUAAUGGAAAAGUUAUUAAUCAAAUAGCCAUUCUUCCGGAUUCAACUUAUAUAUCUGAUGGUUUAAUUUAUGGUCGUGAUGGUAAACUUUUGUCUAGUGGAGAUCUUGGACGUGAAGGUAAUUACAUUACUGAAGGUAAAGUUUACGCCAAGGAUGGUAAACCUGUUAAAAAUGAAAUAUUUAGUUCUGAUGGUUCUAUUAUUAAAGAUGGAAUUGUUUAUACUAAAGAUGGAAAAUUAUUAAAUCAAGCAUCUUUACUACCCAGUGGUGCUUAUUUAAAAGACGGCAAAGUUAUUUAUAAAGAUGGUAAAUCAAUAAAACAUUCAUUUUAUAAAACAGAUGGUAGUUUUGUCAAGGAUGGAAUUAUUUAUGCUAAAGAUGGUAAACCUUUAAAUCAAAUUCCAUAUUUAAUUGACGGUCAUUUUAUUAAACAAGGUUUAAUUUAUGAUAAAAAUGGAUUACUUUUAAAUCAAAAUCUUUUUAAACCUGAUGAUACGAUUAUUCGUGAAGGAAUUAUUUAUGGAACAGAUGGUAAAUUAUUAAAUAACGGUUAUUUAGGAGCUCCUAAUAAUAUUAAUAAUGAUUGUUUUAUUAUUAAAAAUGGUAAUAUUGUUGAUAAUAAAGAUGGUAAUUUAAUAAAACAAGAAUUAUUUCAAGGAUCUAAUGCUAUUCAAAUAAAAAAAGGUAUUAUAAUGGGAAAAAAUAAUAAACCAUUAAAUCAAGAUUCAUUAAUACCAGAAGGUGCAUUCAUAAAACAAGGUAAAAUUUAUAAUCGUGAUGGUAAAUUAAUAAAAUUAUCAUUCUUUAAACCAGAUGGUAGUUUCAUUAAAGAUGGAUUAAUAUAUGGUAAAGAUGGUAAAUUAUUAAAUUUAAGUUCAUCAAUACCUGAUGAUUGUUUUAUUUCUAAUGGAGUUAUUUUUGAUGAUAUGGGAAUUCCACUUGAUAAAAAUCCAUUUGGAUCGGAUGGUUCAUAUGUUGUUUCUGGUUUAAUUUAUGAUAAACACGGUAAUGUUGUUAAAAAUGGAAUAUUUGGUUCACGUGGGCAUAAAAUUAAUAAUGGUAUAAUUAUUGAUAAAAAUGGUAAACCACUAACAGAAACCACUAAUAAUGAUCUAGCCAUAAUUGAUGGUAAAAUAGUUGAUAAAGAUGGUAAUCCUAAAAAUCAAGGAUCAUUAUUACCAGACAAUGGAUGUUAUAUUAAACAAGGAAUUGUAUAUGAUAAAAAUGAUGAUCCACUUAAAAUUGGUGUAUUUAAAACUGAUGGUACCUAUAUAUUAGAUGGAUUAUUACAUAAUUUUGGUGGUGGAUUAUUUAAUGCUGGCAGUAAAUUACCUGAUGGAUAUUACGUUAAAGAAGGUAGACUUUAUGGUAAAGAUUCUAAACCAUUAAAUCACAGUUCAUUUGGACAUGAUGGUUGUUUUAUAGAAAAUGGUUUUAUUUAUGAUAAAGAUAUGAAACCAUUGAGUCGUGGUACUUUUGGUAAUGACGAUAGUUAUAUUCAAAAUGGUUCAAUAUUUGGAUCUAAUGGUAAACCAUUAAAUAAAAAACAAACAACUACUAUUAAAAUAAAUUAUGUACGAUAUGGUUUAGUAUACGGUAAUGAUAAUAAACCUAUUUUAUCACAAUCAUUUGAUGAUUAUGGUAAUACUAUUAAAAAUGGUAAAAUUUAUGAUAAUAAUGGUAAAUCAUUAAAUAAAAAUUCAUAUAUUAUCAAUAAUCAACAGUUAAAAAUUAAAGAUGGUUUAAUUUAUGAUAUUAUAAAUAAUAAACCAUUUAAUUAUGGAGCAUUACCAGUUGAAAAUUGUUUUAUUAAAAAUGGACGAGUUUUUAAUAAAGAUGGAGAACCGUUAACUCAAGAAUCAUUUGGCCCCGAGGGAUUAAAAGUUAAAGAGGGUGUUAUUAUCGACAAAACUGGUAGACCUAUUAAACAUACUGAAUUUGAUUCUGAUGGUAAUUUUGUAAAAGAUGGACUUAUUUAUAAUAAUAAUAAUGGAAAAUUACUUGAAAAAACUUAUACUUAUAUAACAAUAACGAUGAUAAAUAAAGGUUUAAUUUGUGAUCCCAGUGGUAAACCAAUAACAGAAAGUCCAUUUGGUAAUGACGGUAGUUAUAUUAAUAAUGGUAAAAUUUAUCAAUUAAAUGGUAAACUUUAUAAUAAAGAUGUAUUUGGACAAGACAAUGGAUUUAUUAAAGAUGGAAUUAUUUAUGAUAAAUCUGGUCAACCAAUGGAGUAUAAUUAUCAAUCAAAAACUAAAAAUAUUUCUCCUCAUCAAACUACUACUACUACUACUACAACUCCUUUGAAAAUAAAAAAAACUCCCGUACCAGUUAGUACACCUACUAUUGUUAAAACUACAACUAAACAAUCUGUAAUAAAAGAUCAAGAAGGAUUAAUCCAAAAUAUUGAAGAAAAAAUUGAAGAUCUUACUCCCGGAGGUACAGGACAAAUAACAGUAAAUACACAAGUUAAUAAGGCUGAAACUCAGGAUGAUGGUAGAGCUCCAUAUAUGACAGCAACAGCUGUCACUACUCGUACUGCUACUAUGCAUGAAGAUCUUGAAAAAAAUCAGAAAACCAGUCAGGUUGAAGAGAAAACAGUAGCACACACCACAGCGACUAGCGCUACUAGACAAGAACAACGAGUUGUUACUCAAGAAGUUAGAACUACAAGUCAUGUGCUUUCCGGAGAACAGCUCUUCUCACGACGAUUGAGUACGUCCAGUUCAAGCAGCGGUGAUUCGGGCACACCUAUUGACAUUGAUGAUGACCAACGUGCAUUCUACAAUCAGUAUUACCAGGGAGAUUCAGCAGGAAUAGUGGCAACAGAAACGCAUGUAUUUUCGGGUGAACCAGACAGCAAUGUUAUUGCAACUAGUACUGUACCAUUGGUUGCAACUGAAACAAGAAAAGUGGCAUUGGAAAAUGAAGACGGCAGUUACAGUGCUACAGGUGAAAUAGUUAGUUCUCAAACUAUUUCUAGUAAAACUCGAACUGUAGAAACAAUUACGUAUAAAACCGAACGAGAUGGAGUAGUUGAAACUCGAGUAGAACAAAAAAUAACUAUUCAAUCGGAUGGUGAUCCAAUUGACCAUGACAGAGCACUCGCUGAAGCUAUACAAGAAGCAACAGAAAUGAAUCCUGAUAUGACAGUUGAGAAAAUUGAAAUUCAACAACAAACAACUCAAUAGUAAUAAUAAUAGUAAUAUAAAGAUUAUUAAUACUACUAAUAUUAAUAUAAUCAUAUUAUAUAAGAAAAGAAAGAAAGAAAAUAACAGGUCUUUUCAAUGAAUUAAUUCAAAAUUUUAUAAUACUAAUUGAAUUAAACUUUGUAUUUUAUAUCAUUAUAAUUAUUAAGUGUAUGAUUGAAUCUUACGCUUAUUUGUACAGCGCUUAAAUACAAUUUAACAGUACAGGGUGAGUUUUAAAAAGUUAUAAAAUUCAUUUUAAAAUACUUUCAGACUUUGCUAUUCGUGUUAUAAUGGUGUACGGUAAACGCUUAACACGUAAUUAUAUGAUAUAAAUUAGUCAUAGUAUUGAUAAUAAUAACAAUUAUCAUGAUUAAUCUUAUCAAUUUUUUUAAAGAACAAAUACAAAUACAAAAAAAAUAAACAAUUUCCACUUAAAUUAACAGUAGAUCUGAAUCAUUUUUUAUUUGAAACUACUUAAAAAAAUGAAUUUUAUGAUGAUGAUAAUAAUAAUUAAUGCUAGCUUAACUUUAAUAAGCAUAAUAAAUAUGUUAUAACCAUAUGGCCAACGUAUUUUAACAAUAUUACAAUUUAACAAAGUAUGUUUCAAUAACAAAAAGUGAUGAUAAAAUGUAACAUGUUACAGCUAUAUUUGUAUAGUAUGAUUUAUGAUAUUGAUUAUUUUUAUUUUAAAUAUAUAAAUCGAAAUAUAUAUUAUAAAGAAUAAAGAAUGAUAAUAAUACAACAAGUAUUAUAUAAAAAUGUAAAUGCCGACAUAUUAUAUCUUACAUUAAAACAGAACCACGUCUGUUUGCUUAAAAAUCAUACUGGUUCAAGUACUGAAUAUUUUCAACAAUGAUACUAAUAAUAAUAAUAAUAAUAGCUGGUAUUAUUAUUAUUAUUUUUCUCAUCAAUUAUGUAACCAAGAGCUGUAAGAUGCAUUUGGUCAGCAGCGUAUAUGUCUAAAUCUAGCGUAGCUUGUAUAAUCAUAAAAAUUUAUGUCUAAAGUGUAUCAACUUUUUACUUAAAUUAUAUUCUAUUCUGAACUUCCUCUCCUUUAUGAUAAAUUGAAAAUAAAUAAGGAAUUUUAUCCUUGAUAUGCGAUGAUAAUUUUAUACUCAGUAAUGGUGGAAUGAAAUAAAUUAAAUGAAUUAAGUCUUACCAUAUCUGCGUUCUUCAAUUUGGGAAAAGAAAA